GAUUUUCAUUGAUAUGAAAUCGGUUUUCCGCAAGACAUUCAGUCAUGUGAGCGGCAGCACGGAGGCCAUCAUCAACACUGCCCUCAUGCAAGUCGCCAUAUGUCAGACCCGGUUUCAAGUAAUCUGGACCUACACUGCUGCCUGUAUCCGUGCAGCAUAUGCGAUGGCAAAUCUCACAGAUUUUGAGACGACCGCUUACAUCGAGUGUCAUGGAAUGGACACAGCGGCUGGUGAAUUAAAGGGGAUCUCCGCGGUAUUCGGCCAAACACGGAGCAUGGACAACCCGCUCAUCGUGGGCUCGAUAAAAAGUAGCAUUGGCGAUUCCGAAGCAACGUCUGGACUAUCGGGACUGAUCAAAAUUGUGUUAUCCAUAGAGGAGGGCUAUAUUCCGGGCACUCCAAGCUACCCCACGCUGAGUUCUAAAGCCAAUUAUCAAGAACUGAACCUGUGCUCUGUCAAGAACACAAUUUCCUGGCCGAGAGCAUCGAUCAAGCGAGCGGGCAUCAAUUCCUUUGGCUAUGGAGGAACUAACUGCCACAUAAUCAUUGAGGAUGCCCAGCAGCUGUUGGACGCACGAGGAAUUAUUCCCCAUCGACGAUCCUUUCUAUCCACCUCGAGGAUGUUAUGGAUGGAUGAAGAUGAUGGCGAGGAUCAUGCAGCGUCUCAAUCCACUUCAUGCACCUCACAUGUUCUGUUUGUCUCUGCCCAAAGCCCGUUAUCACUACGGUGCAAUAAAAGAGAGAUUCUAAGGCAUCUUGCUAGCCUAAAUGUCCGAGUUGACUUGGGGAACUUGGCUUAUACUCUCUCUGGUCGACGGAGUCAUCAUUUCCAUCGAGCGUAUGCAGUGGUAACCAGUUCCACUCUCUCCCAGGCACGGUUUGUGGACGGGAGGAUUUUAGCGUGGGAACCUAGAAUUGGCUUCAUUUUCACAGGGCAGGGAAGCCAAUGGUCCCAGAUGGGGACUGCACUCAUCAAAUCAUUCCCCGAAGCUGCGAAACGCAUCAAGCACCUGGACAAUGUGUUGCAGAGUCUACGAAACUGUCCCGCGCUGGUCCCUUCUCAGUGA
Molecule: messenger RNA, 1066 nt
Organism: Aspergillus novofumigatus IBT 16806
Lineage: Eukaryota; Fungi; Ascomycota; Eurotiomycetes; Eurotiales; Aspergillaceae
Product: thiolase-like protein
Exons: 4
Coding region: 14-1066 (350 amino acids)
Biological process (GO): secondary metabolite biosynthetic process; fatty acid biosynthetic process
Molecular function (GO): fatty acid synthase activity
Source: RefSeq, a predicted model, not a curated record